GGUUCCUAUGGCGGCGGCCGGAGAGCCCGCAUCGACCCUGGAGUCUCCCGCCGCGGAGACCGCGCCGCCGCCGGCCUGCCGCUUCUUCCUGGAGGGCCGUUGCCGCUUCGGUGCCCGAUGCCGCCAGCCCCACCCCGGGGAUCCGACGCCGGCGCAGCCUAGAGGCGGGGCCGGGGCGGGGGCCGAGGCCGAGGCCGAGACCAAAAAGCCGCCACUGCGCACCGCCGCGGCCGUCAUCCAGCGCAUCCGCUGGGACCCGCGCCUGGACCCCGCCGACUUCGCGGUGGGCUACACCGACCGCUUCCUGGGCGUGGUGGAGGAGCCCUUCGGCGCCUUCUGCUGGGACGAGCCGCUGGCGGCGCUCGGGCCCGGCUCGCUGGCCGUCCCGCAGCACCGCAUCCGCUACUUCCGCUUCCGCGGCCGCAUCGUGUGGGAUCGCGACUCGCGCACGGACCACGUCUUUGGCUCCGGCUCCGCGGAGGGCCGCGGGCCCACCAUCCUGGACGCGCUCGAAGUUCUUGGGGACGAAGUGCAGGAUGACAUGGACGCGCUCGAGGCCGGAAACGCGCACGGUGACGAGCACGCGCCCGGAACCAGAGAGGCGCUUGACAGCGGGGAUGAGCAGGGGGUCGAGGACACACCUGGGACCGGGGAAGCAGAGGACUGCGCAGCUGCGCCCCCCUCUGGCGCCCCAGCAGGAGGGCUCGGACAGCCGCCUGGGACAGGCCCCGAAGCCGAGAGCCUGGUGCCGGCGGGGACUUCGGUGGAGGCCCAGGAGCUGGGCGGGGCCAGCAGCCCGGCUUCCCCAGCGAAGGAGCCAGAAAGGGCGCGGAAGCUGGCCGCCAAAGCCAGGACCAGAGAGGCGCGGACCGUGGCGACCCCAGGGCAGCCCCUCGAUGACUUCUCUGAGACAAAAGAGGGGUGUCAAGUGGAGUGGGGUACGGAGGCCUGGCCCGAAGCUGGCGGAGAGGCCACCGCGGCCACAGCCCCUCGCCAGCCUCGUCCCACGCACUUUGUGGCCCUCAUGGUGACAGAGCCCGGGCUGCAGGCGGGGGUGGCCAAGGCCCAGGAAGAGCUGGUCCGAGCUGCGCCUUCGUGCGCUGCUUUCCUGGUGCCCCCGCAGGCCCUGCACCUGACGCUGGCCCUGCUGAGGCUGGGGGGCCCCGGGGAGACAGCGGCUGCCAUCAGUGCGCUCAAACGCGCCCUCUCCGACCCGGGACUUGAGGUACCUCCGCAGGUGAUGUUUAGGCAGCUGGUGCUCCUGGGCCCCCACGUGCUCUGUGCGCCCCCCUCCCCCUCCCUGGAAAACAUGGCCCAAGGGCUGAGCCGGAGGCUGGAGGCUGAAGGGCUCAGAGUGCUACAGCCCCGAGGGGGGCUGCACCCCCACCUCACGCUGGCCAAGGUCCCCCGGGGCUCUCAGGGCCACCUCCCCAUGCCUGGGUCCAGCCCAGGGCAGGAGCUGGGGAGCCAGCUGCUGAGACAACUCUGGCUGUGCCGCAUGGGGAGGGCAGGGGACACCUACCAGCCCCUGGCUGAGAUCCCCCUGGGCUGACAGCCCCACACCUCUCCGGGCAGACAAAUCGGACCUCAGUGCCACACACGGAGGAGAUCCAGCCCAAGCAGGAGGGACAAAGCACACGCUCGCUCUCUCUCUUUAAUUGUGGCUUCUCUCAAGGUUCCACACGUGCUCAGUGAUCCAAAGGAAGAAUGAAGGAAGGAAAGGGGGGAGGAGGGGAGGGGAGGCAGAGAAGGAGUAUCUGGAAAAAAGGCAGCCUGACAGUCCAGCUGUUUGCAAACUCAUUGCACAACCUCCAAUUACAUGGCAGAAGAGGGAGGGAGGGGAAAAGAAAAGGGGAGGAAGGAGGGAAAAUAACUUAAAUAAACACACAAAAAGAAACGAGAAGGAGAUGUGACGUGAGCUGGUGAUCCAUGAAGGCGGGGAGGGGAACCGUUUACCUGUGCUGAACCAAGGG
Eptesicus fuscus (big brown bat) is the source of this 1973-nucleotide messenger RNA. RefSeq names its product leukocyte receptor cluster member 9 (gene LENG9). Bases 8 to 1552 code for a protein of 514 amino acids. The record is from RefSeq and is a predicted model, not a curated record. Gene Ontology annotation, molecular function: metal ion binding. The transcript has a single exon. Lineage: Eukaryota; Metazoa; Chordata; Mammalia; Chiroptera; Vespertilionidae.